AAGGCAUCAGAACCACCCAAGUACAAGGGCAACAAAGGCUCGGACAUCACUCUCGAACAAUGGUUACAGAAGAUGGGCCUUUGGUUCCGUGUUCAGAACAUCACCACGGACAACGACAAGAUUACCCUGGCCCUCAUGUACUUGGAAGGCGGUGCGCACGACUACGUUGAGGACUACGUCGAGACAGCAUCAAACGGCGGAACCCUUGGAUCCUGGACCAACUUCGUCAACCGGCUCAAGGCAGGCUACCGUCAACUGGCCCCCGAGAAGACCGCGCAAACAUCCCUGGAG
This is a messenger RNA of Dichomitus squalens LYAD-421 SS1, 291 nucleotides long. RefSeq lists its product as uncharacterized. Lineage: Eukaryota; Fungi; Basidiomycota; Agaricomycetes; Polyporales; Polyporaceae. The transcript has a single exon. The annotation marks the transcript as partial. The record is from RefSeq and is a predicted model, not a curated record.